Messenger RNA from Olea europaea var. sylvestris, 381 nucleotides. RefSeq lists its product as uncharacterized. Bases 1 to 381 code for a protein of 126 amino acids. NCBI's taxonomy places the organism in Eukaryota, Viridiplantae, Streptophyta, Magnoliopsida, Lamiales, Oleaceae. The transcript has a single exon. The record is from RefSeq and is a predicted model, not a curated record.
AUGGAACAGCAUCUAAAGCUCACUUCAGAAGAUGAAGCCUUGCUCUCCAAUCCUGGCUCUUAUAGAAGAUUGGUGGGACGUCUCAUUUAUUUAACUAUCACUCGCUCUGGCAUAUCAUUCUCAAUGAUCAUAUUGAGCCAAUUCAUGCAGGCUCCUAGGGAACCAAAUUAUCAAGCUGCUCUACAUGUGCUUCGCUAUCUGAAAAGUUCUCCUGGUCAUGGUUUAUUUUUUUCAUCCACCUGUAAUUUUCAGAUUUCCGCUUACUCUGAUUCCGAUUGGGCUAGUUAUCCCACUACUCGCCGCUCUACUACUAGUUUCUUCAUCACUCUUGGGACAAGCCCUAUUUCUUGGCGCACAAAGAAACAAACAGUUGUCUCUUGA